Molecule: messenger RNA, 952 nt
Organism: Zootoca vivipara (common lizard)
Lineage: Eukaryota; Metazoa; Chordata; Lepidosauria; Squamata; Lacertidae
Gene: TMEM74B
Product: transmembrane protein 74B
Source: RefSeq, a predicted model, not a curated record
UGAAGUGCUGAGAGGGAUGACCAAGGCGACUGCAUCCCAAUGGCGUCCUCACAGCCCCUGGAACUGACAGUCUUGGGGAAUGUACCUGGACCCAGCCGUGGAGUCCCAGAAGGGGGACCUUCAGCACCACGGACAGCUUCUGGCUUGGGCAUUGAGAACGCCUCUUACCAGGGGGAGGAGGAAGAAGAAGAGGAGGCAGAAACUUCCUUCCGGAGCCAGCAAGGCACAGGAAGCAGCCCCAGGGAGCACACAGCACCCCCUAGAGGAGACCUCUCCCCGCGGUCCGAGGAUGGCCCUUUGCCAGAUGCAGCAGGCAACUCGGUGGACUACGGCUUCAUUUUGGCUUUAGUCUUCUUGGUCAGUGGGAUUUUGCUUGUGAUUGUCGCCUACAGCAUCCCGCGGGAGGCGCGAGUCGACCCGGAUUCUGUGUCCGCCCGGGAGAUGGAGAGGCUUGAGAUGUAUUAUGCCCACCUAGGCUCCCACUUGGACAAGUGCAUCAUCGCAGGGUUGGGGCUCUUGACUUUAGGGGGGAUGUUGCUCUCCGUCCUCCUGAUGGUCUCCAUCUACAAAGGGGAGCUCUACCGGAGGAGGUCGUUCCCGGCUUCCAGGGUUCCCCGGAAGACUUAUGGGUCUAUAAACCUGAGGAUGAGGCAGCUGAAUGGAGAAGGGGGGCAGACUUUGGUCGAGAAUGAGGUCAUUCAGAUGACCGAAGUCACAAACACCAGCCAGAGCUGCUGACGUUUCUUCGUAGGUGAUGGAAGUUGAACUAGAUGACCCUUUGGGGGUCCCUUCCAACGCUACAAUUCUGUGAUUCUAUUCUACAAGUUAAAAGCACUGAGGUCAGAGGAGGAUUUCUUCGGGGGUUGGGGGAGGGGAAAGGUUUGACAUUCAUAUUUAAGUAUAGCCUUGCACCUCAAUGGGGAACAGUAGAGGAAAUGUCACCUCUUGUUUA